This is a messenger RNA of Alternaria rosae, 1190 nucleotides long. Its product is annotated as dienelactone hydrolase. The transcript is spliced from 3 exons. The record is from RefSeq and is a predicted model, not a curated record. Gene Ontology annotation, molecular function: hydrolase activity. The coding region runs from base 230 to 1003 and encodes 257 amino acids. NCBI's taxonomy places the organism in Eukaryota, Fungi, Ascomycota, Dothideomycetes, Pleosporales, Pleosporaceae.
AAGAAGCAUCGGAAGCUCUCAUCCGGAGAUAAUUGCUAGUGUACAUCUUAGGGCGCAAGAACCCCUGUCGUUAACCGACCCCGAGCUGCACUCCCAGGUGGGGCGCUGUAUCCGACUCAAAGCUAUAAACCUCAUCAUCUAAGUCUGAGUCACGAUCAGGGAACUACGUACAAGUAAUUGAGAGAAGCGCACAUUCUUCACAACUUACCUAUCAUCCCAAUCUCACACCAUGGCUUCUAACCCCAUGCAGCGUUGCUGCGUCGUGGGCGUAAAGCACGAAGGCAAGCCACAAGGACAGAUCAAACACAUUGACAACAUCCGCACAUACGCCACCUACCCACCCGACAACCCCAAACCCGAAAACGCCAUCCUCAUAAUGACCGACGUCCUCGGCAUGGAUUUCCCCAACAUCCAACUCAUCGCCGACCAAUUCGCCCAAAACGGAUACCUAACCGUCAUCCCAGACGUCUUCAAUGGGAGCGAAGUGCCAUUCCCCGUUCCAGAGUCGUUUGACUUGCAAGAGUAUAUCAAGACGACGAUGCCCAAGACCGACACUGUAGAUCCCAUGUUCGAAAAAGUCAUCAAACAUCUGCGAGACGAGUUAGAAGUAAAGAGAUUGGGCGGCAUAGGAUACUGCUUCGGCGGUAAAUACGUAUGUCGAUUUCUAAAAGAAGGAGGACUAAGCAACGGCGGUAUCGACGCGGGCUUCACCGCCCACCCCAGUUUCGUCGACGAAGAAGAAGUCAGAAAUAUCAAGGGUCCGUUGAGUAUCGCUGCUGCAGAAACCGAUUCCAUCUUCCCAGCUGAGAAGCGCCGCGAGACGGAAGACAUUCUCAAAGAUCACACCGCCCCGUACCAGAUGUUCCUGUAUUCGGAUGUCGAGCAUGGGUUCGGUGUUAAAGGUGACUUGUCGCACGCGAAGGCGAGGUUUGCCAAGGAACAGGCUUUUUUGCAGGCGGUGGGCUGGUUGAACGAGUAUGUUAGGAAGAUACCGGGGGUGUAGCGCUUUCCUUGGUAAGAUCGGCAUGGCUGAUCGGCAUGAUAUAUUCCAGGGGCGAUCUGAGUAUCUCGUCCGUCAAAGGUGCGUCUUGGAGGGCCGUGUCAUAUUCGUGCAGUGCGCAUUUGACCCUGGUAAUCUCAUUCGGUCUGGCGAGUUGCUCCAACUUCUCAGUAGCGUAUUUCCCGAGCCA